Messenger RNA from Chelonia mydas (Green sea turtle), 2017 nucleotides. It is a transcript of the gene FAM227B, whose product is annotated as family with sequence similarity 227 member B. Bases 180 to 1718 code for a protein of 512 amino acids. The record is from RefSeq and is a predicted model, not a curated record. The transcript has 17 exons. Lineage: Eukaryota; Metazoa; Chordata; Testudines; Cheloniidae.
GGAGCGCUUUUUAGGAGACGCCUGGUUGCUAGGGGGCCUUAGUAACGGUACACAGCGGCCAGAGCUGGUGCUGGUGCUGCAGCCGCCGCCGCCGUUCGCUGCUGGGGCUGGAGCAGGGGCAGGGGCAGGUACCGAGGGUGUGCGGCACCGUGCGGCACCGUGCGGGGUUCCUGAGGAAAAUGCAAGGGCCUCCUGGUACUUUUGAAGAAUUCUUACAGUCUCAGAAAUUGGAUGAUUGGCCAAGAUUUCCCUUUCUAGAUGAAGAUCGUCCUUUGGUGGACAAAUUAAGAAAUAACUAUUCAUUUGAUGCUAUUUCUAAGUUUCUGUAUGAAAAUGCUCCAGUACAAAUCAGGCUUGUCUCAGAUAUGGAGAAGAGAAUAAAUGAGUGCACAACUGAAUUGAAGGAACAUGCUGAAAAAAUAUUUUCUUUUCAACAAAGACCAACAGAGGAAGAUGACCAUCGUGUUUCACUAGAGCAAACCACUGAUACUCAACGUAUUGAUUCAGAAGAAAUUUCGAUUCAAACAGGCAAGAUGAGGAAAACAAAGAUUGAUAAAUAUAUCCCUGAGGAAUCAAGCAGAAAAAAUGUAAAGAAUUAUAGAUACCCAGGUUUCAAGUUAAAACAGCUUACAGAAUUACCAAGACACUUGGAAGCAGCAAAACUUUGGGACUUGGUUAUAAAAGCUCACAAUUUCAAACCUAAUCAAGAAGAUCAAGAUUACUUGUUUGACAGAAUUGCAGAAAGUUUCAUGGCACUUUUCCUAUGUGUCCCCAGGAAUACUAAAGAUGCUUUUUUUCAGGUGUAUCCUGAUUGUUUGUCACAAGUCAUCUAUGUUGCUUUCUGUAAAGCAUUUCCAGAAUCCAGUAAAUCUUUUGAUGAUGCAUUUAAAGAUGGACUAGUGGAUUUAAUUUUUCAGUGGGUAUCAGGUCUAAAGCCACAGAAAUUUGCUUGGAAGAAAUGGAAUCUAGAUUGCCUGAGGAAGCCCACAGUAAAUAGUAGCAAGAAAGAUACUAUUACCAAGGCACCAGUUAAGGAGUCUGGCAAAUCCAAAGCAGUCAUUGAAGCCUGUGACCGGAUGGGGUCCAGACCUCUUUUACCUGGAGCAAGUGAGCAGCACUCAGCCUCCCACUCAUCAGUGAGAUUUCAAGUAGGCCUUGAUUUCGAAGAUCUAACUGAAGAUACAAAAAAGAUGUAUAUUUCAUCAGCUGAAGAAAUGAAGAAAGACCGUAAAUAUAAAAUGGACGUGCCAAAAGAGUCAGAAACCAUAAAAGAGUCCUGUUAUAUUGGCUCAGGUCCUGACUUCCAGCGUGUACUCUUCAGAAUCGGUGGUCGAAGUCCUCUGGUCUCACAUUAUCUUAAGAUGCAUGAAAUCACUGAUGGUGUCUCAAGCUCUUUGACUUACAAGAUGAAUCGUACUGAAAUUUGCAAGCUACCACCAGUUGCUCCAACUUAUCAAGAAGUUAUUAAAGAGACACGAAGGCUCAGAAGGGAAUUCCGGGAGGAUUAUACUGUAUUUCAGAAUAAGUGUAGAGAAGAUAUUUCAGAAAUAGAAAAGCGGAGAAAAGAAAUUAACCAGAAGUUUAGAAGACUAACAGAGAGCGCCUGCAAGAAUCCCUCUGAACUAAGGCUGAACGCAGAUAUGUUAAUGCGUGAACUGGAAUUUGCAACACGGGACAAGAAACCAUCCAGCAAUGGAAGAACUGUUUUUAUUCUCUGAUCCACAGAAGCAACCUCUUAAAUCAAGCAGGCUCCAAUCCAUCUUCCUGUGAAAUCAAUGGAAAGAUUCCCCUUGCCUUCAUAGGGUUCAAUCCAGUUCUCUAAAGCAACUAAAUCAACUGCUCAAAUUCACUUGGGAUGCAACCUAGUUUUUAAGUGUUGUACUGCAGAUACAGUGUUGGCUUUGUAUUGUGGAAUGCCAUUUAAAUAUCUUCAGAUUUAUUCUGAGUCAUUUAAUUUAAUAAUUCUCUGUGGUCAUAUCCUAUGAUUCGCUGUUAUACUUAGUCAUUUUAAAAAUGU